AUGUCUCUGCUCCUGAGACGGCUCUGGAGUCUCGGCCAUGGGAAACCUCCUGUGUCCUUGAGAUCCUCUCUUUUUCUUCUUCACUCCAAAGCAAUCUCAACUUCGUUGCUGCAAACCCCUCCUUGUAAUAUCAUCGUGGCUGAGUCUUGUGGUGGGGGUCUCGGGAAACUUGUGGUUAUGUAUUUCAAUGAACUUGAGUGCACUGAUUUGGAGAAGAAGGUGCCUCUGGAGUUAGUUAAUGACGAAGACGCAAAAAAGAUAACAAUAGGGGCAUCCCAUGGCUGGAUAGCUACUCUGAAGGAAGAUGGAGUCCUGCGUCUCCAAGACGAUCUCAACCCUGUGGCAUCGGAUACUAAUCCGAAACGCAUCCCUCUGCCUCCUCUUGUGACUCUGCCUCAUUGCCAAACCCAAAUCAUCACCAACGUGUCAAUGUCAUCAUCUUCUCCAGAGGAUGAUGAGGACUGUGUCGUGGCCGUCAAGUUCUUGGGACCUCAGCUCAGCUUUUGCAAACCAGCCGGUAAACCGGAGUGGACCAACAUCAAGAUCGAAAACCCCUCCUUCUUCUCCUCCCGUGUCAUGUUUUCCAAGAAAGACAACAUGUUUCGCAUUCUCGGAGAUGGAGGCAGCCUCAUCGGGUCAUGGGAUCCCAGCAAUCCCAGCGGCGACCCAAAGUUUCAGAGCGUGAGAUUUAAAAACAUGCCCAAGCUGAGCAAGGCUAAACAGAAUCUGAUGGAUAUGUGCUGCAGGAGCGAGCAUUUGGUGGAGUCACGACCCACCGGUGAAACUUUCUUAGUCAAGCAGUACAAGAAGACUAUCAAGAUCACAAAGGCUGGUAUUACCCGAUUGAGAACCAAAGCUUUGAUGGUGUUUAAGCUAGGAGAAGAAGGAAACGCUGUUUACACUCAAGACAUUGGAGAUCUCAACAUCUUCCUCUCACUGUCUGAACCUUUCUGUGUCCCUGCUACUUCCUUUCCUGGCUUGUACCGUAACAUUGUCCAUUUUGAUGAUUUCGACGAAUCAGGUCAUGUCAUUAUGUAUGAAUCCAAUAUGGGGAAAUCAUCCCAUAUCUAUAGCAGAUCUUCAAAUAACAUGUCCCCUUACCACAUUCCACCACAAAAUAUUGUCGACUCUUAG
Molecule: messenger RNA, 1134 nt
Organism: Eruca vesicaria subsp. sativa (arugula)
Lineage: Eukaryota; Viridiplantae; Streptophyta; Magnoliopsida; Brassicales; Brassicaceae
Source: the annotation of a GenBank genome assembly